This is a messenger RNA of Thlaspi arvense, 663 nucleotides long. Lineage: Eukaryota; Viridiplantae; Streptophyta; Magnoliopsida; Brassicales; Brassicaceae. The record is from the annotation of a GenBank genome assembly.
AUGGGCUUUGAAGAAAUAGAUGGAGAUGAUGAUUUCCAGGAGGAGUUUGCUUGCCCGUUCUGUGCAGAAUCGUAUGAUAUCAUUGGCUUGUGCUGUCACAUAGAUGAUGAACAUCCUUUAGAGUCAAAGAACGCGGUAUGCCCUGUUUGCUCUCUAAAAGUGGGAGUUGAUAUCGUAGCGCACAUAACGCUACACCAUGGGAGUUUAUUCAAGAUAUCCUUUUUGAUUCAUUUUCUAUACUUUACGGAUUUUCUUAGUUCUUACCGUGGAAUCACAUUGCUCUGUUUGAGUUCCUUAAUGAGUUCUUACAUGCAGCGAAAGAGGAAAUCAAGGAAAAACAGUUCAAAUUCUACUCUUUCUCUUCUUCGGAAAGAGCUAAGAGAAGAAGAUUUACAAAGGUUAUUAGGACUUUCUUCUUCUCGUAAUGGCUCUCCUGCUUCAAGUGGAACUCCUGAUCCUCUUCUCUCGUCGUUUAUCUCGCCUACACGAUUACAUUCAACUCCGGUGACACGCCAAACAAGAAAAGUAUCUGAGGAGAAACAAAAGGAGCGCAAGAGAGUGGUAUGCAUCUCACCCGUUUCAUCGAAAGAUCGGGAAGAGAAGAUGAAGAAAUCAGAGUUUGUGCAGAGGCUCUUGUCAUCAGCCAUUUUCGAUGAGGUCUAA